Molecule: messenger RNA, 4150 nt
Organism: Pteropus alecto (black flying fox)
Lineage: Eukaryota; Metazoa; Chordata; Mammalia; Chiroptera; Pteropodidae
Gene: SEMA4F
Product: ssemaphorin 4F
Exons: 14
Coding region: 122-2434 (770 amino acids)
Biological process (GO): semaphorin-plexin signaling pathway; positive regulation of cell migration; negative chemotaxis
Molecular function (GO): chemorepellent activity; semaphorin receptor binding
Source: RefSeq, a predicted model, not a curated record
UCUGCCAUAUGCAGGCCCAGCCCCGCGGAAGGGAAACGAGUGGGGUCCGAGGCCUGAGGCCCAGUGACCCGGAGCAGAGGCGGCAGGGUGCACCCUACCCUGCGGCCAGGCGGAGCCAAAGAUGCCGAUCUCUCCUGCGCGGCCCCGCCCGGGCCCGGGGUUGCCUCCGGCCUCGCCUUUCCGGCUGCUGCUGCUGGCGGUGCUGAGCAGCCCGGUGUCCGGUCGCAUCCUUCGCUCAGUGCCCAGGACCUCGCUUCCCAUCUCCGAGGCUGACUCCUAUCUCACUCGGUUCACCAUUCCUCAGAUAUACAAUUACUCUGUUCUCCUUGUGGAUCCUGCUUCCCAUACACUUUACGUUGGCGCCCGGGACACCAUCUUUGCUUUAUCCCUGCCUUUCUCAGGGGAGAGACCCCGCAGGAUUGACUGGAUGGUACCUGAGACCCACAGACAGAGCUGUAGGAAGAAAGGCAAAAAGGAGGCCGAAUGUCACAAUUUUGUCCAGAUUCUCGCCAUUGCCAAUGCCUCUCACCUCCUCACAUGCGGCACCUUCGCUUUUGAUCCGAAGUGCGGGGUUAUUGCUGUGUCCAGUUUCCAGCAGGUUGAAAGAAUUGAGAGUGGCCGGGGGAAAUGUCCUUUUGAGCCAGCUCAGCGGUCAGCAGCUGUAAUGGCUGGGGGGGUCCUCUAUGCUGCCACUGUGAAAAACUACCUGGGGACGGAGCCGAUUAUCUCCCGGGCUGUGGGUCGUGCUGAGGAUUGGAUUCGGACAGAGACCUUGCCAUCCUGGCUCAACGCUCCAGCUUUUGUCGCAGCAGUGGCCUUGAGGCCAGCCGAGUGGGGGGAUGAAGACGGAGACGAUGAAAUCUACUUCUUCUUUACCGAGACUUCCCGAGCGUUUGACUCAUACGAGCACAUUAAGGUUCCGCGGGUGGCCCGAGUGUGCGCGGGGGACCUUGGGGGCCGGAAGACCCUCCGGCAGAGGUGGACGACAUUUCUGAAGGCUGACCUGCUAUGUCCAGGGCCUGAGCAUGGCCGGGCCUCCAGCGUCCUGCAAGACAUGGCCAUUCUUCGACCUGAGCAUGGAGGGGGGACCCCCAUCUUUUACGGCAUCUUUUCCUCUCAGUGGGAGGGGGCCGCCAUCUCUACUGUCUGUGCCUUCCAACCACAAGACAUUCGGACAGUGCUGAAUGGUCCCUUCAAAGAGCUGAAACAUGACUGCAACAGGGGACUGCCUGUCGUGGACAAUGAUGUACCCCAGCCCAGACCUGGAGAGUGCAUCACCAAUAACAUGAAACUCCAGCAAUUUGGCUCAUCGCUCUCUCUGCCUGACCGUGUGCUCACCUUCAUUCGAGAUCACCCACUCAUGGACCAGCCAGUGAUUCCAGCUGAUGACCACCUUCUGCUCGUAACUACGGAUACAGCCUAUCUCAGAGUCGUGGCCCACAGGGUGACUAGCCUCUUAGGGAAAAAGUAUGAUGUGCUCUACCUGGGGACAGAGGAUGGACACCUCCACCGAGCUGUGCGGACUGGAGCCAAGCUCAGUGUCCUUGAGGAUCUGGCCUUAUUCCCAGAGCCACAGCCAGUUGAGAAUAUGAAAUUGUAUCAAAGCUGGCUCCUGGUUGGCUCCCGUGCUGAGGUGACACAAGUGAACACAACCAACUGUGGCCGUCUCCAGAGCUGCUCAGAGUGCAUCCUGGCCCAAGACCCUGUCUGUGCCUGGAGCUUUCGGCUGGAUGCAUGUGUGGCCCAUGCUGGGGAGCAUGGAGGGCUGGUCCAAGACAUAGAGUCAGCAGAUGUCUCUUCUUUGUGCCCUAAGGAGCCCGGAGAACACCCAGUAGUGUUUGAAGUUCCUGUGGCUACAGCUGCGCAUGUGGUCUUGCCCUGUUCCCCAAGCUCAGCCUGGGCAUCCUGUGUGUGGCAUCAGCCCGGUGGAGUGACUGCACUUACCCCCCGGCGGGAUGGGCUGGAGGUGGUGGUAACCCCAGGGGCCAUGGGUGCUUAUGCCUGUGAAUGUCAGGAGGGUGGGGCAGCCCGCGUGGUAGCUGCUUAUAGCUUGGUGUGGGGCAGCCAGCGGGGACCCCCAAGCCGGGUCCACACAGUGGGGGCUGGACUGGCCGGCUUCGUCCUGGGGAUUCUUGCAGCAUCCCUGACUCUCCUCCUGAUUGGUCGGCGUCAGCAGCGGCGGCGGCAGAGGGAACUUCUGGCUAGAGACAAGGUGGGCUUAGACCUGGGGGCCCCACCAUCUGGGACCACGAGCUACAGCCAGGAUCCUCCCUCUCCCUCUCCUGAAGAUGAGCGGCUGCCCCUGGCCCUAGCUAAGCGGGGCAGUGGCUUUGGUGGCUUCCCUCCACCCUUCCUGCUUGAUCCUUGCCCGAGCCCAGCCCACAUUCGGCUGACUGGGGCUCCCCUGGCCACGUGUGAUGAAACAUCCAUUUAGGGCUGGGCAAAUGACCACUACUGCAUGAGUGACCACUGGAAUGGAAUGACCGCUGAGACCCUGGGGGUCACUGGGCUUGGAAGACCGUCAUGGCCUCAGUUCUUUUUGGCCUUUGAGUGGUCACUUGACUUCAGUAUCUACCUUCUCUGGCCCUGGAUGGGCUCUGAGCCAGCCCUUUGUCUGAGUCCUGAUUCCUGAGUCUCAUGAGAGAUCAGAACUUCAGAGAAUCAAGAUUUUUUCCACCCCUGGUCUGAGCUGCUGUGGCCCCUUCAGCCCUCGUCCACUAUCUUGGGCCCAUUAGUUUGGGAAUGGGACAUGGGACAUAGCUAUGACUUUGCCUUCUGGUUAGACCCUGGCUGGAAGGGAGACCUGUGGACACGAUUGGGGGCUGAUGUGCACUGAGUCCUUAGGGUGGCUUUGCUGAUUCUCCCAGUUGAUCUGAUUCUCUGUGGGGAGUGCAUGAUCCCCAUGCUGCAACAUGGAAUCUUUGCCCUGAGAUCUCCCCCUAUCCCAGUUUUCCUUCUUUCAUGAAAGAGCAUGUGUGUUCACAGGAGACCUGGCCAAGUAUGCAUAACUGGGCCAGCGCUCAGGAGCUUUCACAGUGAGUAAGGAGCGGGAGGCUGGGAGGGGGCACUCCCUGCAGAGUUUUAGACCCUGUAGCCAGCGAGGGGAUGGCUUUUCUUUCUAAAAGGAAGCAAACCACUGCCCUUCCCCAUCACCUCCCUCAACCUUUCUCUUGAGUAGAGAAAAACUCCCAAAGUGACCUUCUGGGUGGGAAGGGCAGAAGUACAUGUGACCCAAUCUUUUUCUUUGUUUUUGCCUCCUGGCUGCCACCACUGCCGUGCACAGCUGCUCUUUCUCUGGCUGGGCCCCCUUUCCUUGGCUCCCAUUGAAAAUAAACUUCACAACAUUCUAAACAUUAAGGGACAGCAAAAGGGGAACAGUCACAGGAAAUACACGCAGCAUGGAGAUAGGUUUGUAUCAGUGACGUUACUCAGGUUGACGCCCUUGCCCUAAAGCAGGAGUUCUCCCCUGGGGGUUCAUGGACUCCCUAAAAUCGUAUGCAAAAUGUUGUCUGUACUUGUGUGUCUGUGUUUUGCUGGGGGGAGGUUUUAUGGUCUUCAUAAGAUUCCCAAGGCCUUAACAAAAUUAGAGGACCACUGCCCCAAGGAUACCACACCAUGGCCAAGCUGAGAGGUGCCACUCAGUGGCAGCUCUUUCUGCUCCACCCUACCUGCCCUGUGGCCAGCCCCUGGACUUGCAGCUGCUGGGUGCCAUCUCAUUUCCCCAGUCUCUGGAAGCUGGGCUCUGUGCAUAUUUGAUGACACUGUCAGCUCUCAGCAAACUUCCUGCUUCACAACUCGCAGAUGCUUUAGGCUUCUCCUGCUCAGUUCCGGUCUUGGCCUGUGAAUGUGCCUCGUUCAUCCCUGGUGAGGGAAUCCCUUGAGUGAGCUCCAGUAAAAGAUCCAGCCCUUCCCAACUGAAGUUUUCAGCUCCACUUUCCUUGGCAGCAGCCUGUGAAUUACUCAAAACAGUCCCCUUGGGUUUGGAAUUAUCAGCGGCUUUGCCCUAAUAAGCAUAUGAUCUUCGGCCAGUAAUCUAACCUAAGAACAUCCAUUUGCUCAUCUGUAAAGUGGGGAUAAUAAUACCUACCUCAGGGUUGCUGCAAGGAUUGAAUGACAGAACAUGUAAACAAUAAAGCACUAUACCAGUAGA